Fukomys damarensis (Damara mole-rat) is the source of this 2174-nucleotide messenger RNA. RefSeq names its product sperm-tail PG-rich repeat containing 4 (gene Stpg4). The coding region runs from base 947 to 1690 and encodes 247 amino acids. Gene Ontology annotation, cellular component: female pronucleus; male pronucleus; germinal vesicle. Gene Ontology annotation, molecular function: histone binding; chromatin binding. The transcript has 7 exons. Gene Ontology annotation, biological process: epigenetic programing of male pronucleus. NCBI's taxonomy places the organism in Eukaryota, Metazoa, Chordata, Mammalia, Rodentia, Bathyergidae. The record is from RefSeq and is a predicted model, not a curated record.
UCAGUCCUGGGGUACCAAAAAAAGGGGUGUAGUCACUACAGCAAUGAAAAAUAAAUGAAUUUUAGUAAGAGUGGAAAAUACCUACUGGGUUUGGCGUGGGGUCACCCAUUAGUGCAGCCUUAAUAGGCAUGUGUGUUUGUGUGUGUGAGGUUAUGAUUUAGAAAGCAUGGGGACUGAAAGAAUUGAGUCCACAGUUUUGAAAGCUUGAGAGCAAAAACCCGUCUAGAUUUAAAUUUGACUGUCAUAUCUGUGAUGCUGAGUCUGCUCAGCUGUCAAAGGAAUCCUCUCAUUCAUAAAAUGGGACAAGACCUGCUUUCUAGGGUUGUGAGGUGAGGAUCAAACAACAUACAUUACAUGCAAAGAACACAGAAGGUACUCAAAAAUCAGAUUAAGGUGGAAGGACUGACUUUUUGAAGAGGAGAGGAUUUCUAAGUUAAGCUACAAUCGAGAUGCCCAAAGCAAGAAGGGUCUAUAUAGAGAGGCAGGGUGGUUUGUGGCUUCACAGCUAGUGAAAGCUGCUGUCUAUAGCGCUCACUCCUCAACUCAGAGGCGACCCGGAUAUUGGAGAUGGCUAACACACACUUCCGCCUAAAAAUGCUGUGAAGCACGGCCUGCAGUCGGUGCGGGACUGAGGGUGGGGUGAUUUAGAAUGGGGCGAUGGAGAAUGUGGGUCUGCUCAAACCCGGACCAAGACUCCCUUGACGGGUACUUACCCAAAGUCUCUUGGUGACUCUGGAACCCUCUAGAUUUUCUUAUAUGUGUGCAAGGCUCUGGAGGGAUUUCCCCGCCGCGUGCCCGCAUCCCUACCCCCGGCCACUAGAAGAACCUGCGGAUCCCUGCGCAGCCGCAGCAGCAGCAGCAGCAGCCCACGCUCUCUGCGCACUCUCUCGGGAGCCUGUGUCUCCUAGCAACCGGACGCCAGCUGCGCCAGGGAGUCCAGGCCAUAAUGGAACAGCCGGUCAUCGCCAUCCCCUCCGACACAGUAUUAAAAGAAGACCUGAGGCGUGGAGAUCCGCUAGUCACUGCCUCGAAACCAGUGUGGAAGACUUCAUCUUUUCAAAGAGAAGUUUGGUGGAGAACAACAUUAACAAAUACUCCUAUACCUGGCACUUAUCACUUGAAAACUUUUAUUGAAGAAUCCCUGUUAAAUCCAGUUUCAGCAACCUACAAUUUUAAAAAUGAAGGAAGAAAAAAGCCACCUCUUGUGCAAAGAAAUAAUCCAGUCAUAAAUGAUCUUCCACUCUACAAGCCUCCUGACUUCCUGGACCUGUUAAAGAAGCAAGUGGCCACAUACUCAUUCAAAGACCAGCCCCGACCAAGCCCCAGCACCCUAGUUUACAAAGAUAAGUCACUUCGGCUUUCCCCGGGGCAGUAUGAGGUUCUUCCUGAACCAGUUCCCAAGUACCCUUCCAGGAACUUCGUAUUUCGUUCUGCAGUUCAAAGAUUCCCUACCACCUAUUUCAUUCCUCGUGAAGGCCCAGGACCAGGUCACUAUAACUUGAAAACACCUCCAACAAGUUCUAUUGCUUCUUGUUUUCAAUCCAGGGUACCCCGGCUUUUGCCUAGUUUUUCAAAAACCCCAGGUCCAGGAGCAUAUGCGUCUGCCAGACAGUUCCCAAAGCAGUCCCCAACCAUAGCCAGAAUGGGCAGAGAGCACAGCCUCUUCUUCAACAACACAAUCGGCUUUUAAAAUAAAGCAGUCGUGACACCAAGCUACUUGGAGUUACAGCAAGUGAUUAGGGUUACCAAACUGUACCGUGACUAUGCCUUCGGAGGGUUUGACCAUUGCAGAGCUGGGUCCCAUGGGCUCCACCGCCUUAGUGCUGAGCGACCUCCAGCUCCCCUUGAAGGCUUCCUCGGGUCAUGGGCAUUAAACCAGGGCCACAUGGAGCCUAACAGUGUCCCAAAGGUGGCACUUUUCCUUUUCCAACUCCCUGAAAAGAACAGCAUUGAUUCAACUGAUGAGUACAGUCGUGUGCUAAAUGGUGACGUUCUGGUCAGUGAGACACAAACAGCAGCAGUCGCUGAAGAACACAAUGGAGUGGAAACAUUCUCACUGCCUAGUAACCCGGUGGCCCGAGGCAUGUACUCAAGGGUGCGUGAUGAAGCUGGGUGGACACGCUGCCCACCAGUGCUGGAGCUGCGUGGCACGUACAGGUGUGUAUCGUGCAUGU